Messenger RNA from Xenopus tropicalis (tropical clawed frog), 1250 nucleotides. RefSeq names its product electron transfer flavoprotein subunit beta lysine methyltransferase (gene etfbkmt). The record is from RefSeq and is a predicted model, not a curated record. Bases 394 to 1137 code for a protein of 247 amino acids. The transcript is spliced from 3 exons. NCBI's taxonomy places the organism in Eukaryota, Metazoa, Chordata, Amphibia, Anura, Pipidae.
GGAGCUUCCCAGGGAAGCCAUGUUGGAGAUUCGUGGGGCUCCGCUCUGGUGGGGACCUUGUUCCCGAUAGAAUGUGACAUUAACGCGCUCUAGCGCCACCUGCCUGCCGGGCUCUAUAGCACAGCCUUCCCGUUCAUUCUUAUUACUGAGCACCGGCGCCACCUACCGACCAAUUGCUAUUGUGCAGCAGUUUUUACACAAGGCUUUCAUAUACAGCGGAAUCCGUAGCGCAACAGAACGCAGCGCACUAGCGCCACCUCACGGCAGCGGAGAUCGGAGCCUUAAUUCGCACAGGUUCUCUCCGCAGCGCCACCUACCGCAGAGCUGCGAAAUACAACAAGACCAACAUACACUAACGCAUAUACUAGCGCCACCUACCGGGAGAUCUCUAUAAUGCUGCUCGCCUGCAGAUUCAUAAGGCAGAGCGUCAGCGCCACCUUUCGGCUGAACUAUAUAGAACAAACACGGAGCAGCAACAGCGCCACCUGUCCGCGGAGCUUUAUAUUGCAACAUACCGAGGUGGUGUCUGAUCCCCUGACCCCAGAGAUCCGUCUGCGCCUCCUCACUCAGCGCUGUGAGUUUUGGCAUCAAAAACCCGAGCUGUGGCCCUACGGGGACCCGUACUGGGCCAUUUACUGGCCAGGGGGACAAGCGCUGGUCAGGUUCCUAUUGGAUAACCCCCAGAUUGUGAGGGGGGGCAGCGUUCUGGAUCUUGGCUGUGGCUGUGGCGCUGCUGCUAUUGCUGCUGGGAUGGGCGGAGCCUCCUAUGUUCUGGCCAAUGACAUCGAUCCUGUUGCCGGCGAAGCCUUUAAACUGAAUUGUGAGCUGAACAGCACGAAACCCUUGGAUUUCCAGGCAGAGAACCUGAUUGGCCAGGAGGUGGCGCCCUGGAGUUUGAUUGUCCUGGGAGACAUGUUUUAUGAUGAAGAUCUGGCAGAUCUGCUCCACGAUUGGCUGGGGAGGUGCGUCGGACGUCACGGUACCAAAGUGCUUAUUGGGGACCCGGGCAGAACCCAGUUUGCCAGUCACCCUGUCCGGCGGCACCUGCGCCAACUCGCCCAAUAUUCCCUGUCGGAAUCCACCAAGCGAGAAAAUUAUGGACUCACCAGUAGCGGCGUCUGGAGCUACGAGCCUUGAUUGGAUGGGAGAACUGGGCAUUAUGGGUAUGAAAGGAACGGCUUCUGUACAGCAUGGGUUUCCCCUGUGAGAAAAUGUAGCAUUAAAGGGUUAAAUUCACUCACCAUGAAAAA